UAUUGUAUAAAUAGCUAUUUGAAGAUAAUCAAUAAGUUAGUAAGUAAUAUAUAAAAAUUUAGUUGGCUAGUUAAUCAUUUAUUUAGCUACUUGAGCAAGCCAAGCAAAUAAAUUAGCAAAAUUAAUAGGCAUAAAAUGAAUGGAAAUAUAUUUAGUGAAAAGUACAUAAAAGAAAAAUUGAAUCGCUUGGAGCAGAUUAAUUCGUAAAAGAGACUCAAGGUGCAGUAAGCAACGAUAUCUAAAAAACCUUAAAUGUCUCGAAGUGAUUAUGAAAAAUAUAAAAAAAUCCUCUUUGAAUAGAAUAAAAAAUAAAACUAAACUAUUGAAGAGAAAUUUAAUGAUGCUAUUCCUACUUAAGAUAUUUCAAACUAAAAAGAGUAAGGAACUAAAUCUUUACAAAAUAAAUAAGGAAGCGAAAACAUUAAAAUGAAUAAAUCUUUAGAAAGGAAUAAAUCACCAAAAGCUGGAGAAAUUGUUUUCAAAACAUCCAAGAGAAAUUGUAGCAAGACUCCAAAAAAUAAUUUAAAUCAUUCUGAGAUUUUGCAAAAAUCCCCUUCACAAGUGCUCUCUCCUAAGCAAUUGCAAGCAAACCCUUUCAAUCAAUAAUAAAAGUUAAAAUAAUCAAAAAGUUUGAUGAAGCUAUCAAAUACUGCAAAACCUGCUGAAAUGAGCGAGUCUUAAUUGACUUAGGAAAUACCCAAUUCUUCAAGGACUCAGAAUGUGCUUUAGAAUAUGAAGAGUAUUUUAUCUAUUGCAAGUCCAAAUGCAUAUUUUUCUAACGCUACUAGCACUAUGGAAGAUCCUAAUUUAUUAGAAUAAACCCAGUAACAAAAUAAUAUUCAUAGAUUUAAUUAGAGAUAAAAUUUUUAGAACAACUAAUUUUAAUACACUCCUCAACCAAUAAGCCCAAGCAGUCAUACCAUGAUACCGAUGAUGGCACAACAAAAUGAUAACGAAAAUAUAUUUGUAUAAGGAAUUUAUCCAACUUAUUAAACUCAGCAAAGUAUAGAAUUUAUAAAUACAAAUAAUCCAGAAUUUAUUUAAAUGGUGAAUAAUCAAAAUAUGGCAAUGAAAAAUAGCUAAUUCAGUAAUUAAAAUGAGGAUAACUAUCUAAAUAUAUACAAUAAAUAAUAAAAUAAUGAGUAUUCUUACUAACAAAAUCCUGCUUUCUUCUAGCAAAAACCUAUCUUUUAAAAAAACUUUUAACCUCAACAAUAAAUUCAGUAAAAUUUGAAUUAUGACACCUUCGAAUAAAAUAAUUAUGCUCAGGCAUCAAUCAACUUCACAUCUCCAAGAACAAAUAAUUUUCAAAAGUAAAAUGAAGAAAUCUAAGAUAGAAAUUAUAACUAAAAUGGACCCUCAUUUAAUAUAUCUAGUAAAAGACAGUAUUCAUAACCUAAUUUUGAUUAAAGCUCUCUUGAAAAUUAAUAAUAUUAAUUAGCCAAUUAACAGUAGUUCCCUAUGUAUGAAAGAAAACAUUCGUUAACAUCAUAUUAUGAAAACAAUAAUAAUAAUAAUAUUAAUCAAUCAGGCAUACAAAUGCAGCAGCAAUACUAUAAUCAUUAAACUAGAAACUCUCAAGUAGAUUUUGAUAAAUAUUUUUUGGAGGAACAAUAGUACCUUUAAUAGCUAAGCCAUUUAGGAAUUUAGGAUGAUUUAAAUGAAUCUGAACAUUUCAUUCACUAAUUAAAGCACAACUAAACACUUCUUAAAUAGGAAAAAGAGUAACUAGAGAGAGAAUUAGCAGAGCUAGAAGUACAAACAAAGCACAUCAAAAACUCUCAUGUAAGACAAUAAAGUCACUCUUAUAAUGAUUAGCCUUCAGAAUAAACUAGAACGGUUUUCCUUGAAGCUUCAUUCAAAAAAUAAAAUCCUAUCUCAGAAUAAAACCAUUUUGCACAUGAUAAUCUCCAACAGCAGUUGAGAUUUGAAGAAAAAUGGGAAAUGAUUGAAAGAGAGGAAGAAGAAACAGAGAAAAGCUUUAUGAUUAUCUCAGAGUAUUUAAAUAUGUAAAGCGAUCAAACAAAAAGAAAAACUAAAUCUAGAUAAAAUAGUUAAUUUAAAGAGGAAAACACUAGCAAAAGUAAUAUCAUAACACCUUCAGUAGUUUAUGGUAAAAAGAGCGAUGAAUUUGAAAAGAAACCAUCUAGAAAGAGUAGUGAUUAAAUUGAAAGAUCUCAAUAGAAUAUUCAAAAGAAAGGUGAAAGAGAUGAAGAAGACAUGGAAUGGCUUGAUGGGAUUGAGGAAUCGUUUUGUGAGUUAAAAUGCAUUAAUAAAAACGAAUUGAUGCCUUAUUACACAGAAUUAUAAUCUAAAAAGAAAUCUUAUCUCGAUAGAUAUUCCCCUAAUAGCAAGUCUCGCUUGGUAGAUGCGGCUGAAGAAGAUGCUUACACAAAACUUAAAAAUUAAAUUAUUGGUAAAACAAAUAUAUCGAAUUCUCUAAAAAUUCUUGAUUUUAAAUUGGGAAUCAAAUAAAACACUGACUCUUAGGUCAAAACUAAUUAGAGGGCGUUAUCUUCUGCUAAGUUAUAGAAUAUUGUUAAUGAGAUUUCUAGCUAAGAAGUUCACAGCAAAAAGGAAAUAUUUUAAGAAUCUGGUACUAAGGGAACAAAAAGCCCAUAAUUUGGUGCUAGUGGUAAAAACCCUUAGCUAUUUAGCUACUUAAAUGAAUAAAAUAAUAAAGAUAAUACAGAAUUAGCAUUUAAAGAUGCUAAUUUCUUCAAAUAAAAAUUAACUUCACCUAGUUCUUAAAGUACUAUUGUAAAUACUUACGGCUAGUAUUCUGACCGUUUCGAAUAACCAAGUGCUCAAUUAAAGUAAGAUUUGAGAAGACAACCUGAUAAUUUUUCAAAUAGUUAAAUUGAUUAGGAACAAGGCUUCGUUAAAAGUAGUAGUUGCAAUAACUUAAUUAAAAAUUUUUAUGAUGACAUAAACUAAAUUUAAAAGAAAAACAGUGAGAAGUUCUUAAAACAAGACUAAGCUUUGUAUUAAACUGAUAGAAAUAUUUAAAAAUCAAAUGAAAUCUUGGAGAAAAUCAAUUAAAAGUAUCCAAAUUCUCAUUUAAAUUUCUCUAAGUCUGGUAACUCUAAGAGAAUGUCACAAGAGUAUUAAAUGGAAUAAUAAUAACCUUAAGAAAAUAUGAUUGAUGAUGAAGAAUAUAGAUAGUAAUAAUAUAUCAUGAGAAAACUCAAAGAAAUGGAAGCUGAAAAUAACAGUUAGACCUCAUCUAUUAGAGAUAAGGAGUUGCAAUACUCUUAGACUGUAAGUAGUUAUUUGGCAUAGGGUGAUAGUUAAUUUAAAAGAUCAUAAUCUCCUUUGUAUAGUAAUUUAAAUGAAGAAAAAGAGCAUAAACUUCUACAAAAUAGAUAGUAAGAAAGUUAAAGCUUGCAUAAAUUGCUUUAAAACAGAAGAAAUGAGCAAUAAUAAAAUAAAGGAGAUCAAAUUAAUGAAGAAUUGUAGGUAGCUGAUUUACACAAUUACAGUAGCUUUAGGAAUGAAUUACAACAGAGUGAGUAAUAGCAUAACGAAUAUUAUGAAGACCAAUAUUUCAAAUUCUCUAAUAAUAAAAAUAGUAGCUUUGAAAAAGAGUUAUAAUAGAUUCAGAUAGAUCAAAAUGAUAUCAAUUAACUGUAAUAGAAGUCUCAAUCCAUUCAAAACUAGAAGAAAAAUUUAUUUUAAUCACUCAUGAAAAAUGUUUAAUAAGAACUGGGAAAUAAAAAUAGCUUAGCAAGAGACUCUUUGUUAUAAUAAAAUAAAGCUGAACCUACUUCUAAAUUUUAACAAAAACUUGAUAGUAGGAUGGAGUCAUUCUAUUAGUAAUACGAAGAAGGAUAAAAGUAAGAUGAUAAAUCUUUAAAAUCUGGCUAAGAAAAGAGUAAUAUUUAGAACUAACUUAACAAAGUUUUUAAGGGUAAUGUUCAAAGUGAUGAUGAUAGUAACAGCAGUGGAGACGAGCUAGAAGAAACUAUACUUUAGAAAUUAUAAAAAUUAAAAAAGAAAAGAGAUAGUGAGUAAAAAGAGAAAUCUCCUUUAUUGUAGAAUUCUCAUAUAAUUAGUGAGCAAAAAAAUAGACCUCUGACUGCUAGUAAAAGAGGUUCAUAAGACAGUAGUAGUAGCUAUGAAUAAGUCAAUAAAGAAAAUACUUAAAAUAAUUUACAAAUGAUUAAGAACAAUUAAUUAAAUGAAUCAGCUGGUGCUAAAAUGAAGUUGGAUGAGCUGUUUAACAAAAAUAAAUUGAAAGAUUCUUCAAGUCAACUAGAAAAUAAUUAACAAAACUCUUCAAGUAAAUAAAACUCUACAAGAGAAAAAAUAUCAAGUAUCCAGCAGAAAUUAAACAACCUAUUUGAAAAGAAGAAUGUCUAGUCUCCAUAACAGCAACAAUUAGAAAAUGUAGAGAUAAAUAGCAGUAAUAAAUAUGAAACCGAUAACUAUAACUAAGCAUAAAAACAAAGUAAAUAGAUUCAAUAAAAUAAUUAAGAAGGUGAGCCUAGGAUCGAUAGAAAAGUGAUAGACAGUUUGGCAGAAGAAGUAGAAAUGCUAAUGAAAAUGCAAAAUUUAGAAAACUAAUUCAAAGAAAAAGACAACUAAAACAAACAAUUAAAACAAGAAUAUUUCUAACACGAAAGACAUAUAUAUGGAGAGGAUAUAGACGCACUCCAACACGAAGAAAGUGACUAAUUUGGCGGCGAAUAUAAUAACCAAACAGAUUCAUAAAAAAAUUUCUUCAAAACUAAGCAAUAGUUGCCUCUAUAUGAAAUAGAGGAAGAGCACUCAGUAGAUAAUUCGAUAGUAGACUAAAAUUUCCAAAUGAGAAACUAAUAUUAAUGA
Tetrahymena thermophila SB210 is the source of this 4827-nucleotide messenger RNA. RefSeq lists its product as hypothetical. The transcript is spliced from 6 exons. The record is from RefSeq and is a predicted model, not a curated record. Lineage: Eukaryota; Ciliophora; Oligohymenophorea; Hymenostomatida; Tetrahymenidae.